GUCAGCGUUAGUUAAGGCAGUUUUUGACAUGUUAAUCUUGAUGUGUUUUAAAAGCUGCCAAUCACAUUACUGAGGCAGCUUGAAAGGAAGACAUACAGUGAAGGCACAUACUCUUGGAUGUUCAUGGUGUCUUCAUUUCACCCAAAACUAAGGUCUUCACAAUAGAUCAUGACUCCACGAGAUCACAUGAGAAAAAUGUCUAUCCUGGGGGAACAAGGAACACUAGAAGAAAAGCACUUAUACCGAUUAGCAAGUGGCAUGGCAGCAGGAGAACUGCGGCAGCGGCAAGAGAUGCUAAUGAGAAAUCAGUUGAUGGCAGUAAACCCUCAGCUAAUGGGGGCAGGCCAGCAGAGAAUGCAGGCGAUUCCCUCCCAGUUUGAGCCUCGACUGGUAGACAGGGAUCUAUUACCUUCAACUGAAAUGAUGGCAUCAGCUGACCCAAGACAAAUCCAUAUAGCGUCCCACCUUGGGCCCACAGUCCCACAGCAUGCAAACAUGCCGAACAUUUUGUCCAGCCGCGUUUACCCAGGCCCAGGCUAUAGCUUUCUGCAACCAGAAUCCAUGGAAGCUGUGGCCAGAAGACAGGAAUUGGUUCAAAAGCAAAACAUUGCCAGAAUGGAAAUGGAGAUGAGUGCUAUUUUUCAGCAAAAAGAAAUGGAGAAAGCUCAUCGGAAAGGGCUACUGGGCCUGGAAGCACCCUUCCUUUACCAUGGGAUCCCAGCUAGUCCCAUUGCUUUCCGUGGCAGGCACAGGCUACCUGAAGGCCACCUUCCCAGCGAUUUAUACGUUCAUCGUACCACCCUAGAUGAAAUUCACGGCAACACUAUGCUCAUGGCAACCAGCCCAUACCCUCCAGUCAGCACUUUGCAAAGGGAGAGGGGACGACGACCAGGGAGAAGAGCUGGAAACCACAAAACUGCAGACUGUAGUGCCAAUGGCACAAAGAACCAAGCUGACGACAAACCUACAGACCCUGCUUCAGCUGCAGCAGAUGAUGAGAAAGAAGACAAGAAAGAAGCAGAGGUGGAGACCCCAAACAAACACGAACAAAGCAAAAACCAGAGUGAGCCAUCUGCAGUUGCAAAAAACUGUAAAGAGUUUGAACAAGGCUUGAGAAAAAACUGUGCUACUCAUGAAAUAUCUGCUGAAACCAACAGCUGCAGCAACACAAAUGAGAAGGAAUCUAAUAGCUCCUGUGCUGCUUUUGAUGACAAGUACAUGUACCCUUCUGCAAUCCCAUUCUCAGCAUUACCAUAUGGAUUUCCAGUACCCAGCAACCCAUUGCUACCUUCAGGAGCACAUGGCCUGAUCCUGAAUGGAGAAAACAUUUCUUCCAUUGAAGACAUUCGCAAGUGGACCGUUGAUGAUGUAUACAACUUCAUCAUUACCCUCCCAGGCUGUUCAGAUUAUGCCCAGAUAUUUAAAGACCAUGCUAUUGAUGGAGAAACCCUCCCACUGCUAACAGAGGAACAUCUCCUGGAUACAAUGGGAAUAAAACUCGGACCAGCAUUAAAAAUCCGCUCUCAGGUGUCUCGACGUCUGGGCAAUGUGUUUUAUAUGAUGAACCUUCCUCUGUCCAUGCCCCUGCCUCCUGCCGCAGGCAAACCCCCCGAGCAGCCCUCCGACAUAGCCUCCCCUCUUCACUGCAACAGCAGUGGCGAUACGCUGGAUAGCCCCUGCUCUCAGGACCCAGAAACUUCAAAAGCAGUGGAACAGAUCGUUUCAGAAAGCAGGGAAAAUCCAUGUGACACAGCUGGAUCUCAGGCUGACUUCCAGAUGAUCACUUUUCAGAAAAGUUGAGCUGAGUCCAGGACAUAAAAUGUCUUUAAUAAUACAGGAACCUCUAGUUACAAAGUGUUCAAGAAGAUAGCUACAGUCUGAAACCUCUGUAUGACUGCGGCUGAAUGAAGUAAGCUGCAAACGCAGCAUGAGGAAGUACAGUAUCUGAAAAGCAUCUAAAAAAUGCAACUACAAGUUAGUGCAAUUACUUUCAAGUGCAAUUCAUUGAAAAGAAUACCAGUACAGUUAACAGGUAAAUUUAAUUUUUCAUUAAAGCCCAGCGUGUUCACUGAAAUCUGUCAGAGACUCAGAGUGCGCUGUCUGUCUUACAGUGUGUUCCUGCUGAGAAACUACAAGGAAAAGUUACAGCUUCCACACAUAGCUGACUUCUGCUUCUGUCAAACAAAAUUUAUACAGAAAAUUUACAUGGAAUUCUGUGAGAGAGUAUGGAAUUGCCUGCAGAAUAUACAGAAAUAUACCCUGACCCAGCAAAUUGAGUUAAUUCCAUUGCUGUUCUAGAACUAUGCCUUUCUAAGUGCCUGGGAAGGGUAUACAGUGUAUAGAUGAGAUCUGCGGAUUAAACCCUGAACAUGAAAAUACUGUGUGUAACAGCGAUUUUAAUUAUUUCGAGGCAUUCUUAUCAACAGGGUUUGAAUUCGCUCUGCGUGAUUGCACAGCUGAGCUGAGCCGAGCUGAGGACAGGAGGCAGCAUCAGCAGACUCUGCCACGAAGACCAGUCACUGGGGCAGCAACGUUCCUGCAAGCAGCAGUUUUAAAGCCACCCGGCUCCUGCCAGCCUCUGCCGCAGCACCCUUCCCCUCAGCUCACCUGGGCAAGCCAUGGAAAGCCCUUCACGCAGCAGCACGUUCAGUGUUCUUCAGUUUGGACGACGCCAUCAAUUUUAGCCUGAAAUCUCCCUUUUCUCUGCAAAAAUAUUGUCUCUCCUCACUUCUGCUACUGCUGAUACAUAACCUCACAGCAAACAAGAACCACAAAAUAGAGUUUUUAGCUAGGGAUAAAUCCCCAGCAUUUUAUUAUGAUUGCUGUGUGAAUUACCUUUGUUCCCUCUUUAGGGGUUUGGCCACACACCAGUCUUCUGCUUAGGCUUUGGAAGUCAGUACACUACAGUGCCAUCUCCUACUCUCCUCCUUGCAAGAACACUUCCUUACUCCAAUGGACACACAAAUAGUUUUGAUAAAAUUAAUUUCUGUAAAUCGAGGAUUGAUAGAUGUGGAUCUGCUCUAUUUUGCUACUUUAGAUUCCCUCCCCUUAGUUUAGCUGUGUGGCCUCAGAUACUUAAAAACCAAGAGGUACACUGCUGUCUGAACAGUGAGUGACUGAACACAGGGGGAGAGGGAGUAUUCCCCUAUUUUAGACUGUGAGCACCUGUUCUUUAGCCUGAGAUAAAUUAUUUUAUAUCUUUGGUAUAUUUGUGCACUAGAUAAUGUGCUUAGAUGUUUUCAACAGCAACUUAAGUAGUUCACCUUACUAUACUGUCCGAACUUUGCAGCCUUGAGAAGAAGGGCAAAUAUCUAUGAUAUUCCUUUCUGACCUUUACAUCUGUGAUCUGGUGAAAUAACAGGAGUUUUGCCCAAGAUUAUGUUUUAUGCAUCACCUGUGGUUUUUUCAUAUAUGGAACUGUUUACUGAAUACUCACUAGUGUUCAAAACAAGCAAAAUUAAAACCCAAUGCUAGAAAGUUUAAAUAUAACUCCAUAAGACUCUUUAAAAGAUGUACAACAGCAAUAUUAAUCUUGUACUGGCAAUUAGUUUGCUGUUCACUUUUUCUCAAUUAAUUUCAAAAAGUGUUAACCUCUGUUCUCUUAAUUAACUUUUCUACAUUUUUUCAUGGCUUUAAAACUUAGUAAGGCAGCUUGGAGAGUUUCAUGUUGAAUUUGGUAAUGUGAAUGUUUACUUUUUCAGAUUUUGGGUGAAACACAAUUGUCAAUGUAAAAAAAACAUAUUCUAUUUGAAACACUUUUACCUGUUAUUUUCAUGUGUAACAUUUCGGAUUAAUUACACAAGAAAAAACUGUUUUACAGUAGAUUUAACUAUUGUGAUUUUAUGUAGAUUGUUCAUAUAUCAUGAGGGAAAAAGAAAAUAUUUUUAUAUAGUAAAAGUGUUCAUUAAAAUAAAAAAACCCAAGGACACCAAUUCUGUUUAGCAACUGAAACGAUUUCUAACUUUUUUUUUUUGUACAAUUGACGAUCAUGUUGACAAUGCCACUUAUAUAAUUAAACCCAGUUGCUGAAUUGGCUCUCAAAUGGCAUCCUACCUCCUCAUUGCAUGAAAUGUUUGACUUAAUCCACAUGAGACCUUCUCCACCCUAGAAGAGGAAUCUCUGAUACUUUUCCAGGUCAAUGAGGCCACGAGAUGUCGCUGCAAAGCUACGGGAGGUUAUCUACCAACCCACCAAAGUGAAAUGCUGCACACCUGAAGUACAGGAGGCCUGUUAAGAGCAAGAGUAUGAAAACUGAAACUUGUUUUUCUCAAGUAACAGCAGAAGAGCUUGACGUGAAAUCCCAUACAAUAGGGAAGAAAGAUUGAAUUCUGGUUCUGAAGAGUGUGACUGUUCUUGUAAAUGGCUCAGAGGUGAACAACGCCGAAAGCAGAGAAAGCUCGGAUGCAAACUUUGCAGACUGGUACUACUUCUGCAAUUAAAAAAAACAUACGCUACUCUGCACAUACUGGACUAUUCUUCCCAAAAUGACAAAAAGGAUGACUUCAUGGCUUCCUGUACUGGGGGAGAGAUGUGCCAGAGCAGCCAAAAUGCAAUAAGGCCUGGACUGCAUACAGCGUAGAGUGAAAUAGGAAGGAAAGGGAUUUACCCAAACAGACAAAACCGAUUCUAUUUCUAAUGAAGGAAAUACCACUGGUAAUGAAUGUUUCCUCUCCUACAAAUGCUUCACAGAGAAUGAAAAAAAAAAUAAAAGGUAAAAAUUUUAAAAAGACAUAGAAUCAGUAGACAGACCCAUAUUUUCAGAUCUCGAUGGUUUUCAGAAAUUAUGUUUAUAUGUAAACAUUGAGGCCAUACUGAUUCUCAGCAGCUAUGUGUUCUUUUGACUUUUAAUGCUUAUUCCAGCUGCAAAGGGGAGUAGCUAGCAAUCACAAGCACGUAAGAAAGCUGGCAGAACUGUGCUACUGAAUGACUUUCUGGUAUCUAUGCCACCACUGCAUUCAUUUUUUCUGCUAUGCUACUAAAAUCACAAUGAGAUGCAGAUGAUGUAUUUUAAUAUAUGUGGCAUCAUUAUAAACGUUUCACUUAACAUCCAUUGCUGUAUUAGUCUGUAAUAGUGAUACAGUUAACGAAGAAGAGAAUGUUUUUUUAUGAGACAUUGUGAAGUAUCUGAUUUUCCCUUUAUCUACAUUAAAGGUGUAGACUCCUAGGGACAGGGACUUUCAUUUCUUGUUUUUAUAGGGCCAAGGUUAAAGACCAGAUAAAUAAAAAAGCAUAGCAAACAUGUAACAAAAUGGUUCUGUACUAUAACUGAUUUAGGGAAGUCCUGAAAAGGAAGAAAUGGCUUGUCCUUCCUAUCACAA
Phalacrocorax carbo (great cormorant) is the source of this 5318-nucleotide messenger RNA. Lineage: Eukaryota; Metazoa; Chordata; Aves; Suliformes; Phalacrocoracidae. The record is from RefSeq and is a predicted model, not a curated record.